AUGACAGACCGGGCGUCCUCAAAUGCCAACCGCAUAACCCUCUCAUCUCUCAAUUAUGUUCCUCCCUCCUCAGUUGCGCAGCUCCUCCUCGAACCUGCUGAAAAGGCCAAGAUUGCAAUAAUAGACGUCCGUGACUCGGAUCACAUCGGCGGCAACAUCAACGGCAGUCAAUGGGUCCCGCUGAACCAACUGGACGUGAAAAUGCCCGAACUGAUACGGACGCUCAAGGACAAGGAGAAGGUGAUUUUUCAUUGCAUGUUGAGUCAACAGAGGGGCCCGAAGGCUGCGUUGGCAUACGCAAGGGCGAAGCAAGCGGCUCAGCACAAGGAGGCGAACGAUGGUGCCGAGGGAGCGAAAGAGGAUGGCUCUGGGGAAAAGAAGCAAUCGCAGAAGCAGGAGGUUUGUGUGCUUGAUGGAGGAUUUGGCGCAUGGCAAGCGACCUUUGGUGAGGACCCGAGACUGACGGCCGACUAUAAGCCUGAUAUUUGGUUGUGA
Messenger RNA from Cladophialophora yegresii CBS 114405, 495 nucleotides. RefSeq lists its product as uncharacterized. Bases 1 to 495 code for a protein of 164 amino acids. Gene Ontology annotation, cellular component: nucleus; cytoplasm. The record is from RefSeq and is a predicted model, not a curated record. Lineage: Eukaryota; Fungi; Ascomycota; Eurotiomycetes; Chaetothyriales; Herpotrichiellaceae. Gene Ontology annotation, molecular function: protein tyrosine phosphatase activity. The transcript has a single exon.